CACAUGACCAUCGCGAAACGAGACCGGAAGUGAGCCCUGACUUCAUUCAUUUGUCAACAAUAACUCGAUACAUUUCACGAAAACCUCCAGUUUACCACCUGCCACGGGAAUAUGUGCAUAUUUUACGAAGGUUCUUGCGGCUUUCGGACAGAAUUGUGGUGUGGGUGUUUUGUGAGUUCAACAACAGCAAAGUGGUGUUACCUAAGACUCGUUUAAACCCGUGAUGGUGUCUUUUUUUAAAAUUCAAAUUUCAAGAUAAAAAUUACUAGCUUAUCAAUUGUGUGUCUGCACGAUGUUAGGCUUCGCUGCACAAUGAGGUCUAGCACGUAUAAUGAUGGUAACGAAUACGUUUCCGCUGACUUUGUAGCAUGCGGGUACCGGCGGCUCGCGUGCACAGCAAGAAAACGAAAUGAUGAACUUAAUUUUUGACAAAAACAAAUUGAAGAAAGGAAAGACGGCUUUAAAGUAAGAAGGGCUUCAUCAUCAUCAUCAUCAUCAUCAUCAUGGAUGACAAGCAACAGCUGGAGUACAGCGACAGCGAGGAUUUGUUUGGCGACUACGACAGUUUCCUGGACGACGAGUCCCUGCUGGCCAAGCUGGAGCAGGCCGACAAGAUGGUGGCUGUUGGACCCGCCGGAGAAGACUGCUUCCUCGCCGCGGACGCGCCGGACACAGACGCGGCGCGGGAGAAUUCGCCGCACGGUUGUCAGAAAGCCAAGAGGCGCAAAGUACACGGAAGCUCCACCCCUCACGGAAGCCCAGAGGACAGGAAGCGGCACGGCGGCGCGAUGAGGAGAAGCAUAAGCGAGCGCGUGAAGAUGAUGCUGCGAAGCAACGCGACGGCGCCCGCCGGCCCCUCCCGUUCUGCGGCCAUGAAGGAGGCGGCGCUGAGUCACGAGAUCGGCGGCGCCGUUCGGGCCGUGGAGGCCGCUCGUGCGGACGCCAACGACUUGGGACCUUUUUUUGGACUCCCCGCCAAAGUCAAAGACCUCCUCUUCACGCUCAGGGGAAUCCGCAGCCUCUACGCAUGGCAGGAGACGUGUUUGGGUCUGGAUUGCGUGUCGGCAAGGAGGAACCUGAUCUACACGCUUCCCACCAGCGGCGGCAAAACCUUGGUGGCCGAGCUGCUUAUGAUCCGCGAGCUGCUGUGCAGGAAUAACAACUGCAUCUUCGUCCUGCCGUAUGUGGCCCUCGUCCAAGAGAAGGUUCGCGGGCUGGCGGGCUUGGGUCUGGAGCUGGACUUCCUGGUGGAGGAGUACGCCGGGAGCAAGGGGAGGUUCCCGCCCGUCAAGAGGAGGGGGAAGCGCUCGCUCUAUGUGGCCACCAUCGAGAAGGCGCACGCUCUGGUCAAUGCGCUCAUCGAGGAGGACGCGCUGUCACGCGUCGGCCUCCUGGUGGUGGACGAGCUGCACAUGCUCGGCGAGGGGAGUCGAGGCGCUUUGCUGGAAAUCACCCUGGCCAAAGUGUUGCAUCUCAGCCAAGACACGCAGAUCAUCGGCAUGAGCGCCACCUUGGGGAACAUCGCUGAGCUGCAAACCUUCCUCAAGGCUGAAAACUACCACGACGACUUUCGACCUGUGCGUCUGAAAGAGUACGUGAAACUGGGCGACGGCAUCUAUGAGGUGGACCCCAAGGAGGAGGAGUGUUUCCGCUUGUGUCGUCGUGUGGAGUUGAAGUACUCGAGCGCCAUGCAGAAGGUGGACCCGGACCACAUCAUCGCGCUUGUGACGGAGGUGAUCCCCAAACAUUCUUGUCUGGUCUUCUGUCCCACGAAGAAGAACUGCGAGAACGUGGCUGUCAUGAUUUGCAAAUACCUCCGACGGGACUUCCUGCAGCACCGGCAGGAGGACAAGGAAGCGCUCCUGCGCGAUCUGAAGGGGUGCGGAAACGGUCAGCUAUGCCCGAUUCUGAGGAGGACGGUCCCUCUGGGCGUGGCCUACCAUCACAGCGGCCUGACGGGCGACGAGAGGAAACUGCUGGAGGACGCCUACUCCGCCGGCGUCCUCUGCCUCAUCGCGUGCACGUCCACGCUGGCCGCCGGCAUCAACUUGCCUGCGCGAAGAGUGAUCGUACGCUCGCCGCUGGUGGCGCGGGACGCGGUCAAGACCAGUCAGUACAAGCAGAUGGCAGGUCGCGCCGGGCGGGCGGGGCUGGACAGCGAGGGCGAAAGCAUCCUCAUCCUGCAAGAGGCGCAGCGGGAACAGGCCAAGGCGCUGUUGUGCGCCCCCGUGGAGAAUUGUUACAGCUGCCUCCUCGCCGACGACCGCAAAAGCCUGCUCAGCCUCAUCCUCUCCCUCGUGGGCUUAAAAGUGGCGUCGCGCGUGGAGGAUCUGGAGGACUUUGCGCGCGGGACGCUGCUGUUUGUGCAGCGCGAGCGGGCCGGCCUGUGUCUGGAGGAUGUCCUGCGGGAGAGCGUCGACCUUCUCAAGAUCAAAGGUCUUCUGCAUGUGCAAGGCCACGCCUUACAAGUCACGCAUUUGGGCCGGGCCACUUUUAAAGGUUGCGUGGACGUGAGUCACAGUGAAAUUCUGUACCAGGACCUCCAGCAAGGCCUGGAGGGCCUUCUGCUCAGCAGUUUUCUUCACCUGAUCUUCCUGGUGACCCCGUAUGACCUCGCCGCCGCCUGCACACCGGACUGGAUGACUUUCUACACGCAGAUGUCGUUGUUGUCAUCGUCGGAGCUGAAAAUGUGCGCGAUGGUGGGUGUUCCGGAAAGUUUGGUGGCCAGGAAGGCGGCUGGACAAAGCGUCAACAAGAGUGCCAACAUGUGGGUGGUGAAGCGCGUGUAUUUGUCGUUGGUUCUGAUGUCACUGCUGAAGGACGGUGACGUUUGGGGCGUGGCCCAAAAGUUCCAGCUCACUCGCGGCUUCAUCCAGUCGCUGCUCAACUCGGCCGCCGCCUUCUGCUCAUGCGUGCUGCACUUCACGCAGGAGCUGGAAACCUUGUGGCCUUACUGUUCCCUGUUGGAAACGCUGACGCGUCGUCUCAGCUACUGCGUGAAGGCGGAGCUUAUCCCACUGAUGGAGGUGGCGGGGGUCAUGGAGGCUCGCGCCAAGCAGCUCCAUGCCGCCGGAUACACGACACUGUCGCACUUGGCCAACACCGACGCCACCCUGCUGGUCAGGGCGGUGGAGCGCCUCAGCAGGAAACAGGCCACCCUCAUCGUGGCCUCAGCCAAAAUGUUGCUCAUUGAGAAGGCGGCCGCGCUGCAACAAGAAGUGGAUCAUCUGCUCGCCGCGCCGCCUGACCUGCCUGACUGAACAACAUGUUGCAGGACAACCAUCGAUGUUUACGUCUUCAAGUUAGCUUAGCGUAGCCAAUAUGUCCUCUUGUCAGGUUAGCGUAGCCACUAAUGCACCAAGAUUUUCCUACGAUUGGAAGAAAACAGCACACCCACAAGUCUUAUUUUUUAUAUUUCACUUUUUUAAAACACAUGUACACUUAUGAAAUAUGUCGAUGACAAAAUAAAUGUCUGUUAAAAAAAACUGUGCGU
Molecule: messenger RNA, 3493 nt
Organism: Hippocampus zosterae (dwarf seahorse)
Lineage: Eukaryota; Metazoa; Chordata; Actinopteri; Syngnathiformes; Syngnathidae
Gene: helq
Product: helicase, POLQ like
Exons: 18
Coding region: 504-3260 (918 amino acids)
Molecular function (GO): ATP binding; nucleic acid binding
Source: RefSeq, a predicted model, not a curated record